Letharia columbiana is the source of this 546-nucleotide messenger RNA. RefSeq lists its product as uncharacterized. Gene Ontology annotation, molecular function: peptidyl-prolyl cis-trans isomerase activity. The transcript is spliced from 4 exons. Lineage: Eukaryota; Fungi; Ascomycota; Lecanoromycetes; Lecanorales; Parmeliaceae. Bases 1 to 546 code for a protein of 181 amino acids. Gene Ontology annotation, biological process: protein folding; protein peptidyl-prolyl isomerization. The record is from RefSeq and is a predicted model, not a curated record.
AUGACGGUCAAAGUCUUCUUCGAUGUCUCCUGGCAGGGACCUGUCCUUGAUUCCAACUCACGUCCAACGAAGGAAAUCAAAGAUCAAACUGGCCGUAUCAAUUUCAACCUCUACGACGAUGUCACCCCCAAGACCGCGGAGAACUUCCGUGCCCUUUGCACUGGCGAGAAGGGCUUUGGCUACAGUGGCUCCAAGUUCCACCGUGUCAUCCCCCAGUUCAUGCUUCAAGGCGGCGACUUCACCCGUGGCAAUGGCACUGGUGGCAAGUCUAUCUACGGCGAGAAGUUCACGGAUGAGAACUUCACUAAGAAGCACACCACUCCUGGUCUCUUGUCGAUGGCGAACGCUGGUCCCAACACCAACGGAUCUCAAUUUUUCAUCACCACCGUUGUCACCAGCUGGUUGGACAACAAGCACGUCGUCUUCGGCGAAGUCGCGGAUUCGGAAUCAAUGAAGAUUGUCAAGGCCAUCGAGUCUACUGGCAGCACGUCCGGCAAGAUCCAAUACACCAAGGACCCUGUCAUCACAAAGGCUGGUCAACAGUAA